Hippocampus zosterae (dwarf seahorse) is the source of this 1317-nucleotide messenger RNA. RefSeq names its product visinin-like. The record is from RefSeq and is a predicted model, not a curated record. Gene Ontology annotation, molecular function: calcium ion binding. The coding region runs from base 435 to 1016 and encodes 193 amino acids. The transcript is spliced from 3 exons. Lineage: Eukaryota; Metazoa; Chordata; Actinopteri; Syngnathiformes; Syngnathidae.
CACGUUACAUACUCUACGUGAUCUGGUAACGGUCGAGAAUUGGGAGAGUCAAUGGAAAAGCACACCAUCAAAAAUGAGUCGCUCCUUUGAGGCAUGCAGCACCAUCAAAGAAGUUUAUUUCAGUCAAAAGCUCAGCCACCUUAAGUCCCGCAUUAACAGAAUUAUCCUGGUCCCACAUUGGGAGAUGGUUUCCCCCCCUUGCCCUGCUUACCUCCAACUUAUCUCUUACGCCACUGAGACGCUGGACGUACACGCAGGCGGGUGAGUUCUCCUCUCUGCUUCUUGGGUUUUAGACGUUUUCAGGUGGAAUUUGGUAUCUGGACUGUACUUGAAUCCCCGACAGGGAUCUCUGCGGUGGAUCUUGACGUGAAAGCCUGCGAUCAGGAAGAGGCUCAAACGCCGCCUCUGUUCUAAGACGCUUGCCAAAUCCAACCAUGGGCAAUAGCACGAGUAGCGCCUUGUCCAAGGAAAUCCUGGAGGACCUGAAGCUGAGCACCAAGUUUACCGAGCACGAGAUCGGCCUGUGGUACGAGAAUUUCCAGAAACAGUGCCCGACGGGGCGCAUCACGCCCGAGGAGUUCGAGCAGAUCUACGCCCGCUUCUUCCCGGAUAGCGACACCAAGAGCUACGCCCGCCACGUGUUCCGCUCCUUCGACACCAAUGACGACGGCACGCUGGACUUCAAGGAGUACAUCAUCGCCCUGCAUAUGACCUCCAGCGGGAAGGUCACCAGGAAGCUGGAGUGGGCCUUCUCGCUCUUCGACGUGGACAAGAACGGAUACAUCAACAAGACAGAAGUGACGGAAAUCUGCCAGGCCAUCUUCAAGCUGAUCCCCAAGGAGGAACAAAGCAAGCUACCAGAAGACGAGAACACACCCGAGAAGCGAGCCAACAAGCUCUGGUCCUACUUUGAAAAGAAGGACAACGAGCGACUGGCCGAAGGGGAGUUCAUCAAGGGAGUGAUUGAGAAUGAAAAUGCAAUGCGGCUCAUCCACUACGGGCCGCUGAAACAGUGAAAAGGCCGCGUUUGCGAUGCCGGCAAGUCUGCUUCCGUUUCCUCCCUGGCUUUUUUUUUUUUUAACAUCCCUCCCAAGUGUAAAUAUUUUGGGGUUACUUCUUGUUCUCAUGUUUGUCUUAUACUGUAUCAUCUUAAACCAAAAUGAUUCAUGAUUUGUUUGGAAAUGACGCGAGGAAAGUGUUAAAAAGAGUUCAGAUUUGUGUUAGAGAUGUUCAUAGAAAGCAUAUACACUUUUUUUUUAAAAUGAGUAUUAAGUGGCCAGAAUGUGAAUAAUUUUUGGGCUUCAUUUAACUGAACUC